Molecule: messenger RNA, 945 nt
Organism: Anastrepha obliqua
Lineage: Eukaryota; Metazoa; Arthropoda; Insecta; Diptera; Tephritidae
Gene: CIAPIN1
Product: anamorsin homolog
Exons: 4
Coding region: 127-885 (252 amino acids)
Biological process (GO): iron-sulfur cluster assembly
Cellular component (GO): cytoplasm
Molecular function (GO): iron-sulfur cluster binding
Source: RefSeq, a predicted model, not a curated record
UGCAGCUGAUCAUAUGAGACAGAUAACUGUUUGUGAGACAAAAAUCUUGAGAGGACAUACAAAAUUUGGUAACAUAUUGUUACUAUUGGCAAUAAGAAAUUUAAAUUAGACUUAAAAACAUCAAUAAUGGCAGAAUUCAAAGGUGCAGCGAAAACGCUUUAUAUAUGGGCACAAUCAGCGCUCGUUCAAGCUAGUACAGAGAAGUUGAAGGCAGCAACUGGAGGGGAAGUUGUUUUGGAGAAUAUCAAUCGCUUGACGUUUGCCACUUACGGCGAGUCUACAUUUGAUCUAAUUGUGGUUGAAAACGCACAGUUGACAGACGCGUUUGAUAAACUCUUGCGUCUUUUGAAGCCCAACGGAAAGCUGCAUUUGGCCAGUAUUUUCGGUACACCAGAAAUAUUUCAACAAGAGCUAAAACUAUCUGGCUUCAUUAACGUUACCAUCAAUAAGGAAGGUGGCACUUUGACAUGUCAGAAACCGAAUUACGAAACUGGUUCGGCGAUAAAACUGUCAUUCGCCAAGAAAGAUGGUCAAACGGCGUCCGUAUGGAAAGUAAAUGGCGAUGGUGAUGAGGAGCUGAUUGAUGAAGAUGAUCUACUGGAUGAAGAAGACAAGAAGAAGCCAGAUCCGGAAAGCUUGAGAGUUUGCGGCACCACCGGUAAGCGAAAGGCUUGCAAAAAUUGCUCUUGCGGGUUGGCUGAGGAACUGGAAUCCGAAGCAGAGCAGAAGGCUAAGGCAGAUACUGCUAAUGCAAAAUCCAGUUGCGGCAGUUGCUAUUUGGGAGAUGCGUUUCGCUGCUCAACAUGCCCUUAUUUGGGUAUGCCUGCCUUUAAACCUGGCGAGAAAGUUGAAUUGGCUGGUAAUUUACUUAACGAUGAUAUAUAAAGUGCCCAUCACACGCUUUAUACUGCAAUAAACUUAAAUUAAAAAGUAUUUAUAAUCGUA